AUGAGGGCUGCCCCUGGCCACUGGCUGUCCCUGGCCACACUCCUGCUCUGCCUCCUCCUGCAGCAGCUGGGCAGCAGCAGGGCAUGGAAGCAGCACGCCCCACGCCUCCGCCUCACCUACAAAGACCUGCUGAAAUCCAACAGCUCUCGCCUGCUGCUGGCCUCAGGGGAUGGGAUGGAUUUCCAAGCCCUCUUGGUGGAUGAAGACAGGGCCUGGCUGAUGGUGGGAGCAAAAAACCAUAUCUUCCUUCUCCACCUGGACCAUCCCAGCAGAGAGCCUGAGAAGAUUUUCUGGCCAGCCCCCAGGGAGCAGGUCGAGCACUGCCAGCUGGCAGGGAAGAACGUGGAGACCGAGUGUGCCAACUUCAUCCGCCUCCUGCAGCCCUUCAACCAGAGCCAUGUGUUCGCCUGUGGCACCGGCUCCUACCAGCCCGUCUGUGCCUUCAUCCAGCUGGGAGCCAGGGGGAAGGGUGCCCGGGCUCCCCGCAUGCAGCUGGUGACCCACUCCUUGGAAUCGGGGCGAGGACGGUGCCCCUACAGCCCCCAUGAGCCCUUCACGGGACUCCUCAUCGGUGGGGAGCUGUAUUCAGGCACCUCCAGUGACUUCAUGGGCAGCAGCGCUGCCUUCUUCCGGACCUGGGUCCAUGGGGCUGAGCAGAGCUACAUCCGCACGGAGCAGAACCAGGACAACUGGCUACACGAGCCCACAUUUGUUGGAGCCUACACCAUUCCUGAUACAUACAACCCCCACGAUGAUAAAGUCUACAUCUUCUUCCGUGAGAUGGCCAUGGAUGCUGGGCAGUGGGAGCAGCGGCACAUCCACGCCAGGGUGGCCAGGGUCUGCAAGAACGAUGUUGGAGGGAAGCGCGGCCUCAUCAACCGCUGGAGCACGUUCCUGAAGGCCCGCCUGGUGUGCUCCAUCCCCGGGCCUCAGGGCACCGAGACCCACUUUGACCAGCUGGAGGAUGUUUUCCUCCUGCGCACCCGGGACCCCCAGAACCCCCUUGUCUUUGGGCUCUUCACGGUCUCCAGUGGCGUCUUCAGUGGCUCUGCCGUCUGCAUCUACUCCAUGGCUGCCGUGAGAGCCGCCUUCAGCGGCCCCUUCGCACACAAGGAGGGAUUCGACUACCGCUGGGUGGAAUACAAGGGCCGUGUCCCCUACCCCCGCCCCGGCACGUGCCCCAGUGAGACGUACGACCCCCUCCUGCAGUCCACCAAGGACUUCCCCGACGAGCUGAUCAGCUUCAUGCGCAGCCACCAGCUGAUGUGGGAGCCCGUGUACCCGCAGGGCCGGCAGCCCGUGCUGGUCCGGGUCAAUGUGCCGUACCGGCUGCGGCGGCUGCUGGUGCACCGGCUGGACACGGAGAGCCGCGACUACGACGUGCUCUUCCUCGGCACAGAUGACGGCAAAGUCCUGAAGGUGGCCCUGGCCGGCGGGGUGAGCCGCGGCCCCGAGGUGAUCAGCCUGGAGGAGAUCAGCGUCACUAAGGUACCAUCUCCCAUCCUGGACAUGAAGUUAUCACCAAAGCGGCAGGAGCUGUUUGUGAGCAGCACCCACGGGCUGCACCAGCUCUCCCUGUACCGCUGCGAGCUCUACGGCAAAACCUGCACCGACUGCUGCCUGGCCAGGGAUCCCUACUGCACCUGGGACAGCAAGACCUGCGCCCCACACCUGCUCACCGAGAAGAGGCGUGCCCGCUGCCAGGACGUGCUGAAGGCUGACCCGCUCAGCCAGUGCCAGGACACGGCAGAGGGGACAGCCGCGGUGGAGAAGGUGGUUUUUGGGGUGGAGAAGAACUCGACCUUCCUCGAGUGCCUGGCGCGCUCCCCGCAGAUCACGAUGCGCUGGCUGGUGCGGCGCGGCGAGGAGACGGCCCCGAGCGAGGUCAGGAACAACGGACAUUUCUUGGUGCUGGAGCAAGGGCUGCUGAUCCGCCAGCUGUCGAGGGAGGACGUGGGCACCUACGAGUGCCUGGCGGUGGAGCGCUCCUUCUCCCGGCUCCUCACCCGGUACAGCCUCCGCCUCAUCAGGCAUGAGGCCGCGGCGCUGCCCCCGUACAAACGGAGCAAGGGCGUUGAGCCGGGAGGGACCCAGCAGAGCCCCCGGCCCCGGACUGACCUGCAGCCGGGCUCCAAGGGCUUCCCGCGGGCCCUGGGGGCCCCGGGCACCAGCCUGGACGCCUACUGCAACGCCCUGCGGCUGCAGGAGCGGCAGCGGCAGCGGGCCUGGCACAAGUGGCAGCACCAGGCCCCGGACAGCAAGAACGGCCGGGUGCGGAGGCACCCGCAGGGCCUGUGA
Messenger RNA from Agelaius phoeniceus (red-winged blackbird), 2298 nucleotides. Its product is annotated as semaphorin-3D-like. Lineage: Eukaryota; Metazoa; Chordata; Aves; Passeriformes; Icteridae. Gene Ontology annotation, molecular function: chemorepellent activity; semaphorin receptor binding. Gene Ontology annotation, cellular component: plasma membrane. Gene Ontology annotation, biological process: negative chemotaxis; axon guidance; neural crest cell migration. The record is from RefSeq and is a predicted model, not a curated record.